AUGUCUCAAUUUAUUGAUCAAGAAAUAAAUGGAUACAAGGUCUAAAAAGCCAUAGGCGAGGGGAAAUUCUCGACGGUGUACAAGGCGAUGAAUAAGGAGGGGAAUGUUGUUGCAUUGAAGAAGAUUAAAAUUUUUGAUAUGAUGGAUCCAAAACAAAGGGAGAAAUGCUUAAAAGAGGUGAAACUAAUGCAGCCUUUGGAUCAUCCUAACAUUAUAAAAUACUUGGACUCAUUCAUUUACAACAACGAAUUGAUUAUAGCUACAGAGUGGGCAGAGAGGGGAGAUUUGAAAAAACUAAUUAAAAAUGCUUAAUCUGAUGACACUCCAUUUGAGGAAGUGCAAUUAUGGAAUUACAUAAUGCAAAUAGCAAGUGCAUUGGACCAUAUGCAUGAAAAGAGGAUAAUGCACAGAGAUUUGAAACCAGCCAAUAUAUUUAUAGGAGGAGAUGGCUCAUUGAAAGUUGGAGAUUUGGGUUUGGGUCGCAUAUUUUCAUCGGAGACUAUAGAGGCUUACUCUAAAGUUGGAACACCAUUAUAUAUGUCACCUGAGCUCCUUCAUGGCGAAGGGUAUGAUAUGAAAUCAGAUAUCUGGUCAUUGGGAUGCAUCGCAUAUGAGAUGGCAGAGUUCAAGAGUCCCUUCAAAUAAAGCGAGAAGAUGUCUCUCAUGGAUUUAUUUAAUAAUAUCACCAAAGGGGAAUUUAAACCAGUCUCGAAUCGAUAUAGCCAAUAAUUAAGGGAUGUCAUAGAAGGCAUGAUUGUAGUCGAUCCGUAAAAAAGACUUGAUGCAAGCACCGUUUUAUAGAAAUCAAAAGAAAUUCACAAUACUUUUCUUGACACUAAGAAGACUCCAUAGAUAAUUAAUGUUUUGAUGAUGGAAGACAUCUAUGAAAAGUUGUCAUUGGUUCAAUAUCAUGAAUAUUUCUGUAUUCCUUUGAAGAAGAAACCAGUUUCAAAAUAUUAUUUUUCUUUAGAUGAAAAUGUAAAUCAAAAUCAAAGGUUCUAUUACUUCGUUGAGUUAUGCUACUGGUUAAUGAGUUUGCCUAAACAGAAAAAGAAUAAAAUGGCACAACCAAUCAAACUUAAUUAUCAUAAUGUUGAAGAAACUGCCAGAAAAUUGCUUAUUGAUAUCAAAGCAUGGGGUAUAAAAUUGCCAGAGUAAUUGGGAUCUCCUCAUAUUUCAUAAGGAUGUGGAGAUAUGGUUUGCUUCAUUUUAAAUGAUUUACUCAAUAGAGAAUUAAUUAGAAUAAAUUUUAAAUUUGAAUCCCCCAAUUUUGGUAAAGAUUUGGAAAGCUCUGUGAUUUAGGUUAAUAAAAUAGAUAAUGAAGAUCUUGUUGAGAUUUAAGAGGAAGAGAAUGAAAAUGAAGAAGUUGAAUAAGAUGAGUUAACUCAGAGUAUACUAUUUUAUCAUAAGAAAUAUAAUAAUGAAUCAACUGAUUACAAUCAAGUUCCUUAAGAUAGAUAAGUGAUUGAAACCAAAGUUGCAAUGAAUGAAUGGACUAAAGAGUUUAAUAGGGUUGAGAAGGAGUUCUCUAAAUUUGAGGCUAAUCUUAAGGUUAAUAAACAAUAUCUAAAAGAUUAUGAGAGAACAAUAAUCACAAUUUCCAAAUGUUCUAAAUAAUUAUCUAUACUCUCUGAACACUUGAAGUCGAGCGAAGUUUAGGAAAUAUAAUAAUAAUGGAUUAAUUAUCUAGAGUUGUUACCCAAAUUAGAAACUAAUGUUACUCAGUAAAUUCCUGAAAACGUUUAAAUUACUUUAAAAGAGAACAGGAAUACGAUAUCUAAUUUACAAUUUCAAAUUUCUCAAUUGAAUAAAGGAAACAGUGAGAAAUAGGAGAUUGAUCAACAAUUAAAUUAAUAGUUAUUGGAUGUAAAAGAAAGAACACCGGUUUUGGCUGAUAAUAGAUCUAAACAAAAAUAAUUAAUCAAUUAAUUGAGAAAUGACAUAAGAGAUAUGGACAUUAAAAUAGGAAUCAUGUAAACUCAAAUAUCAAAAUAGUAUUUUCAUACUUAUGAUGUGCUAUCUGAUGAUGAAUUCUGA
Molecule: messenger RNA, 2037 nt
Organism: Paramecium tetraurelia
Lineage: Eukaryota; Ciliophora; Oligohymenophorea; Peniculida; Parameciidae
Exons: 6
Biological process (GO): protein phosphorylation
Molecular function (GO): ATP binding; protein kinase activity
Source: RefSeq, a predicted model, not a curated record